Molecule: messenger RNA, 4165 nt
Organism: Apodemus sylvaticus (European woodmouse)
Lineage: Eukaryota; Metazoa; Chordata; Mammalia; Rodentia; Muridae
Gene: Strn3
Product: striatin 3
Exons: 18
Coding region: 270-2657 (795 amino acids)
Cellular component (GO): dendrite
Molecular function (GO): protein phosphatase 2A binding; protein-containing complex binding; armadillo repeat domain binding
Source: RefSeq, a predicted model, not a curated record
CUACGUCCCUCCUUAUCCGUCCCUCCCCCCUCCUGCCGCGGCCCCCCUUUUCCCAAAGUGAGUGAGUGAGACAGGCAGAUGGAGGAGGGACUGUAAUGGCGGCGGCCGGCAGCUCCCUGCUCUGAUCCGCGGCAAGCACGGGCAACGACCCCCUCCCCGGCCCUCUUCCGGCCGGUCCCCCGCCCUGCCGUCAGCGCGGGGCCACGGUCCCGGCCCUCCCCGCAGCUGUCGGCGUCUCGCUCUGCGCCCCGGCCGGGGCCCCACACACAAUGGACGAGCUGGCCGGAGGCGGCGGCGGCCAGGGGAUGGCAGCCCCUCCCCGGCCGCAGCAGGGACCCGGGGGGAACCUGAGCCUUCCGCCGGGAGCGAACGGAGCGCCGGGCGGUGGGGGUCCUCCGGCCGCCGAGACGGCGGGGCCCCCGGCAGGCCCCGAGCUGUCCCGGCCGCAACAGUACACUAUCCCGGGGAUACUGCACUACAUCCAGCACGAGUGGGCUCGGUUCGAGAUGGAGCGGGCGCACUGGGAGGUGGAGCGGGCCGAACUGCAGGCACGGAUUGCAUUUUUACAAGGAGAAAGGAAAGGUCAAGAGAAUUUGAAGAAGGAUUUAGUGAGAAGAAUAAAGAUGUUAGAGUAUGCAUUAAAACAAGAAAGGGCAAAGUAUCACAAAUUAAAAUAUGGCACAGAACUGAACCAAGGUGAUUUGAAAAUGCCCACCUUUGAAUCAGAGGAAACCAAAGAUGUGGAGGCUCCUCCAGCACCCCAGAAUAGCCAGCUAACAUGGAAGCAAGGCAGACAGCUAUUAAGACAGUAUCUUCAGGAAGUAGGAUACACAGAUACAAUAUUAGAUGUACGAUCUCAACGGGUAAGGUCAUUACUUGGACUGUCUAAUUCAGAGCCAAAUGGAUCCGUAGAAUCAAAGAAUUUAGAACAGAUCUUGAAUGGUGGUGAAUCUCCUAAGCAAAAAGGACAAGAAAUCAAAAGGCCCUCUGGUGAUGUUCUUGAGACAUUCAAUUUCUUAGAAAAUGCUGAUGACAGUGAUGAUGAAGAAAAUGACAUGAUGGAGGGCAUCCCAGAAGGACAAGACAAACUUCGGGUUCAUAAGCACAAAAUAGGUAAUGAAGGUUUAGCUGCUGACUUAACUGAUGAUCCUGAUACUGAGGAAGCCCUGAAAGAAUUCGACUUUUUAGUGACUGCAGAAGACGGUGAAGGGGCUGGUGAAGCACGGAGUUCAGGGGAUGGUACAGAAUGGGAUAAAGAUGACCUCUCCCCCACUGCUGAGGUUUGGGAUGUAGACCAGGGGCUAAUAAGUAAGCUGAAGGAACAGUACAAGAAGGAGCGAAAGGGGAAGAAAGGGGUGAAGAGGGUCAACAGGACAAACCUCUGCGACAUGAUAACUGAUCUGGGAGAUGAUGAGCUGCCCCACAUCCCUUCAGGAAUCAUUAAUCAGUCUAGGUCAGCCUCUACUAGAAUGGCUGAUCAUGAAGGUGCAAGAGCAGAGGAAGCUGAACCAAUAACGUUUCCAUCUGGAGGAGGCAAGUCAUUUAUUAUGGGUUCUGAUGAUGUUUUGUUAAGUGUACUGGGCCUUGGAGACCUUGCAGACUUGACGGUAACAAAUGAUGCAGACUAUAGUUAUGAUUUGCCUGCCAAUAAAGAUGCCUUUCGAAAGACUUGGAACCCCAAAUAUACACUACGUAGUCAUUUUGAUGGAGUGAGAGCAUUAGCUUUUCAUCCUGUAGAACCUGUGCUUGUUACUGCCUCUGAGGACCACACCCUGAAACUUUGGAACUUGCAAAAGACAGUUCCUGCCAAAAAGAGUGCCUCUUUAGAUGUAGAACCUAUCUACACAUUUAGGGCCCACAUUGGCCCUGUCCUAUCAUUAGCUAUUAGUUCUAAUGGAGAGCAGUGUUUUAGUGGUGGUAUUGAUGCAACCAUUCAGUGGUGGAAUAUGCCUAGUCCUAAUGUGGAUCCCUAUGACACAUAUGAGUCAAAUGUUCUAGCUGGCACUUUAGUUGCUCAUACAGAUGCAGUCUGGGGUCUUGCCUAUAGUGGCAUAAAAAAUCAGUUACUCUCUUGUUCAGCAGAUGGCACUAUUAGGUUAUGGAAUCCACAAGAAAAAUUGCCAUGUAUUUGCACUUACAAUGGAGACAAGGAACAUGGAAUACCUACAUCGGUUGACUUUAUAGGCUGUGACCCAGCUCAUAUGGUUACCUCUUUCAACACUGGUAGUGCGGUCAUUUAUGAUUUAGAAACAUCACAGUCAUUAGUGAUGCUUUCCUCACAGGUAGAUUCUGGUUUACAAUCUAGUAAUCACAUUAACAGAGUAGUAAGUCACCCUACACUUCCUGUUACAAUAACUGCUCAUGAAGACAGACACAUCAAGUUUUUUGACAAUAAAACGGGUAAAAUGAUCCAUUCUAUGGUAGCUCAUUUGGAUGCUGUUACAAGUUUAGCAGUAGAUCCCAAUGGAAUCUAUUUGAUGUCUGGAAGCCAUGACUGUUCCAUUAGAUUAUGGAAUCUGGACAGUAAGACAUGUGUACAAGAAAUAACAGCUCAUAGGAAGAAAUCGGAUGAGUCAAUUUAUGAUGUUGCUUUCCAUCCAUCAAAGGCAUAUAUCGCCAGUGCAGGAGCCGAUGCUCUUGCUAAAGUAUUUGUGUGAAUCAACGUAGACUCCGCUUCGUGGAAAACAAAGAUUUGCUUGAUCAGAAAAGGGGUCUGCAUCACUGCCAUCAUGGAGGUUACUGAUACGACACUACAUGUGAUCUGCCUGGUGAAAGCUAUUGGGGGCAGGCAGAAAUUGGGAAUCACAUCUUAAUGUCAGGUUUAUUAGUUUAACUAUAAUUAACUGUAUUUUGUGGGACAGAAAGAAAAAGGACUCCAGUAUCUGUGCCCUGUACUGGAUAUGAACUGAGCAGUUUUUGUUUUUUGUUUUGUUUUGUUUUGUUUUUAAGGUGUUUAAGCCAAUAUGGAGUCUGAUCUUAGGGGGAAAGGACUUUUGUUGGCCUCUGUGUGCUGCCUUAGGGUUAGGAUGCGGUGCUCUUGCGGGGAAGCAAGCUCCAAGAGCAGCUGUUUCAUCUCUCAGUGAUCUUCAGUUUAUCAGUUGAAUGCCACAGAUUCCCUUUCAAACUUAUUUUGCUUUAAAAAAGAAAAAAGAAAAAGAAAAAAGAAAGAAGAAAAUUUAACUUAAAAUAUUUUAGCAUUAGUUGCACAAAAUGUUUGGAUAAAAUUCUAGUUUUUAUAAGUCUUUUUAUAUAUUUAGCCUGUCACAACAGUGCUCAAGAUCAUAUUGAUGUUUUUCUGCAUUAUACAACCCUAAAACACAGAGAUCUCACUAACCUGCCACCUAUAACCACUUUCUUUCCUCCUUUUGCCUAAUACAGCUCAGCUAAGUCCUUCAUAAAGAUGAUAAUAAAUCAAUCACCUUUGUCUACAUGUCUUCAUGAACCAAGGACUAUUAAGUGUAUUAAAACAAAUCUGUGGAGUUUAGUACUCCAAAUGAACUCUUUAAAAACUAAUCUUAACAUCCUAUCACUAUGUGAUAUUUUGUACAUCUUACUGUAUUUACAAGUUUAUUUAUCAAGAAUUAUCCAUCUUGCUAAUGGCCUAUUAUUUAUUUUACUUUUUGUUGGUCUUUAUAUCCUUUUAUUAAUGUGCUAAAGGAACCUGUAUAUCUAUUUUGGAACUCUUAGAACAGUCUAAAAUAGACUAAAAAUGGAAUAUUUUAUAAUUAAUUUACAAACCAAGGUGUUUGUCCCCAAGAUACUAUCUUGAUUUACCAUGAUUCCAAAACAAAAUGAGCUAGUUAAAAAAUUGGAGAAUAUUUUAUUACUAUUACAAAUAAGGUGUUUAAAAAAGUUGAAUCAGGAUACAGAAGUCUGCUGGAUUUGGACUAGUCUCCCCUGUUUUAUUUUUUUAGAUGUGCUUACUUUUAUGGUGUAACUGAAGAUUUUCUUUGUGUAACGCAUGAUUAAGACAAUAAAGUAUUUUUUCUAGUCUUCCAAAAGCCUUUUCUGAUCAGUUUGCGAGUUUUGAUGAGUUUUGUAAGGUUUUUGUUUUACAGACUAUGAAUCAGCAAAUUUUUAAGAUUGUACCCCAGAGCAAACAUACAGCUGUUGAAAAAUAAUGUAUAUAAAAUGCAUAUAAUAAAUAUUAAAUUGUGUACCUGUA